GUGUGUCUGGAGAAGGUGUGUCUGGACCAGGUGUGUCAGGAGCAGGUGUGUAAGGAGCAGGUGUGUCUGGAGCAGGUGUGUCUGGAGGAGGUUUGUCUGGACCAGGUGUGUCAGGAGCAGGUGUGUCAGGAGCAGGUGUGUCUGGAGCAUUUGUCUCAGGAGCAGGUGUCUCAGGAGCAGGUGUGCCUGGAGCAGAUGUGUCUGCACCAGGUGUGUCUGGAGCAGGUGUGUCUGGACCAGGUGUGUCUGCACCAGGUGUGUCUGGAGCAGGUGUGUCUGGAGGAGGUUUGUCUGGACCAGGUGUGUCAGGAGCAGGUUUGUCAGGAGCAGGAGCAGGUGUGUCUGGAGCAAGUGUCUCAGGAGCAGGUUUGUCUGGAGCAGGAGCAGGUGUGUCUGGAGCAGUUGUGUCUGGAGCAGAUGUGUAUGGAGCAGGUGUGUCUGGAGCAG
Salmo salar (Atlantic salmon) is the source of this 447-nucleotide messenger RNA. NCBI's taxonomy places the organism in Eukaryota, Metazoa, Chordata, Actinopteri, Salmoniformes, Salmonidae. The record is from RefSeq and is a predicted model, not a curated record.